Messenger RNA from Acanthosepion pharaonis, 2088 nucleotides. Lineage: Eukaryota; Metazoa; Mollusca; Cephalopoda; Sepiida; Sepiidae. The record is from the annotation of a GenBank genome assembly.
AUGCUUUAUUCUUUCUUUCUUUCUUCUUCUUCUUCUUGUCUGUGCUGUUCACUCUUCAGGUCUCCUCCUCCUCCUUCUUCUUGUACUCCUCAUGAUUCUUCUUCUUCUCCUCCUCCUCCUCCCCCUCCUCAUCCUUCUUCUUCUUCUUCUUCUUCUUCUCAUCUAGAAUACAUAGGUGGAUGUGCCUUUUCUUUCUUUUCUUCCACCCUUCUUUUUUCCUUCUUUCUUUCUUUCUUUCUUUCUUUCUUUCUUUUCGUCAGCUUUUCUUUCUUUUCUUCCACCCUUCUUUUUUCCUUCUUUCUUUCUUUCUUUCUUUUCGUCAGCUUUUCUUUCUUUUCUUCCACCCUUCUUUUUUCUUUAUUUCUUUCUUUCUUUCUUUCUUUUCUUUCUUUUCUUCCACCCUUCUUUCUUUCUUUCUUUCAUUCUUUCUUUCAUUCUUUCUUUCUUUCUCCAAAAGUCGGUCAUUCUUUUUUCGCUUUUUAUACAUAUUAUUAUUCACUUUCUUAUUCAAAUUCUUUCAAUAUUCUUCCUUCCUUCUUUCUUUCUUUCUUUCAAUCUUCUCAACCUUCCUUCCUUCUUUCCUUCCUUCCUUUUUUCUUUCUUUCUUUCCAUCCUCUCUACCUUCCUGCUUUCUUUUUUAAUUUUCUUCCUCCUUUUUCUUUCUUUAAAUCUUCUCUGCCUACCUUUUUCUUUCCCUCCUCUCUUUCUUUUUUCCUUUUUUCUUCUUUUCUUUUUUUCUUUUAUUCCAUCCUAUCUACCUUCCUUCUUUUCUUUUCUUUCUUUCUUUCAUAUUUUUCUCUCUGUGUCUCUCUUUCUUUCUUUCUUUCUUUCUUUCUUUCUUUCUUUCUUUUCCUCCAACCUCCCUACCUUCUUUCCUUCUUUCUUAUCGUCCUUCCUACUUUCUUUCCUUCUCUUUUUCUUUCUUUUCUUUCGUCCUUCUUAUUUCUUUCCUUCAGUCUUCCUUCUUUCCUUUCUCCUUCCUUCUUCGUUUCUUUUUUCAUCCUGCCUUUCUUUCUUCUUUCUUUCCGUCUGCUUUACCUUCUUUCCUUAUUCAUUUCCUUCUUUUUUCCUUUCCAUCCUCUCAACCUUUCUUCUCGUAUUUUCUACGUUACUUUUUCCUCCCUUCUUUCGAUCCUUCCAUCCCCUCUGCCUUCUUUCGUUCCUUCUUUACGCACUUUCUUCUUUCCGUAUUUCUUUCCUUUCUUCCUCCUUUCCUUCGUUAUUUCCACCCUCUCUAUCCUUCCUUUUUUACGUGCUCCCUUCUUUCCGUAUUUAUUUCCUUCCUUCCUGCUUUCUUUCUUUCCCUCCUUCUUUCUUUCUUUUCAUCCUUCCUUCAUUCCUUCUUUCUGUAAAUCCUCGCUAUGUUCCUUCAUUCAUUCUUUUACUUUCUUGCCACUGGCAUUAUUUCCUUCCUUACUUCUUUUUUCUUUCUUUCUUUCUUUCUUUUCGUCAGCGUUUCUUUCUUUUCUUCCACCCUUCUUUUUUCCUUCUUUCUUUCUUUCUUUCUUUCUUUCUUUCUUUCUUUCUUUCUUUCUUUCUUUCUUCAUUCUUUCCUUUAUCAUUGCUUCCUUAUUUUUUUCCUUUCUUUUAUUCUUCUUCCUUUCCAUGUUCUUUACUUUCGUUUCUUAUUUACUUCCUACUUUCCUCCCUUCCUUCCUUCUUUCCUUUUUCCUUCCUUCCUUCCUUCCUUCUUUCCUUUUCCCUUCCUUCCUUCCUUCUUUUCGUUCAUUCUCUUGCCUUCCAACAAAAAGUCCAUCUUUUCUUCCAUUUCCGAUUCACUUACUUUCACCAAGCGAAUUAUUUUCAAAACAUGCAGACGAUUUUAGCCUACAUUCCCAUGAAAGACUCCACUUUCUUUCAAGCCAUACGAUUGCCUUCAUUCGACAAAAUCUGGAUACCUUUAAACCAAAUAAAAAAAACAAACAAACAGGGAAAAUCGUGGACGCCAAUACAGGACGCAGAAUCAAUCAAAUUGAUGCCUUUUCAGCCGGGUUUCUUCGUUCAAUAUGCGGUUAUACACGGCAGGACAAAAUCUCUAACCCUGAUCUUUUCAUCAAAUGUGGUGUCGGUGUUGAAAAUCCUUUCUGA